Prunus armeniaca (apricot) is the source of this 582-nucleotide messenger RNA. NCBI's taxonomy places the organism in Eukaryota, Viridiplantae, Streptophyta, Magnoliopsida, Rosales, Rosaceae. The record is from the annotation of a GenBank genome assembly.
AUGUUCUUGUUCGAUUGGUUCUAUGGGAUUCUUGCAUCGCUCGGCUUGUGGCAGAAGGAGGCCAAGAUCUUGUUUUUGGGUCUCGACAAUGCUGGCAAAACCACGUUACUUCAUAUGCUCAAAGAUGAGAGAUUAGUUCAACACCAGCCGACGCAGUAUCCGACAUCAGAAGAGUUAAGCAUUGGGAAAAUCAAGUUCAAGGCUUUUGAUUUGGGUGGACAUCAGAUUGCUCGCAGAGUUUGGAAAGAUUACUAUGCCAAGGUGGAUGCAGUGGUUUACCUAGUAGAUGCUUACGACAAGGAAAGAUUUGCCGAGUCGAAAAAAGAGCUGGAUGCUCUUCUCUCUGAUGAGGGGUUGGCCAAUGUUCCAUUCCUUAUUCUGGGAAACAAGAUUGACAUACCAUAUGCUGCCUCAGAAGAAGAAUUGCGAUUCCACCUCGGCCUGAACAACUUCACCACAGGCAAGGGUAAAGUAAACUUGACAGACUCAAAUGUCCGCCCCCUCGAGGUUUUCAUGUGCAGCAUUGUUCGCAAAAUGGGUUAUGGUGAUGGCUUCAAGUGGCUUUCUCAAUACAUUAAGUAG